UUUUUUUUCAUUUCUGUGUGUCUAUUAUCCUACUGGAUACAGAUAGAUCCGACAGAUAGUCUAUCGAACGCUAUCGAUAGUUUACUAUCGAACGGCAACAGUCUGACAGUCACUGUCAGUCAGUUGAGUUAACUUUUUCAAAAUAAUAAUACAAUACAAAGUUCAUAGAGGAAUUCAUAUCGUGUUCCAAAUAAAUGAAAGAAAUCAUAGAAAAAAAUCUACGUAACUAAAUAUUUCUAUUUGAACUUUACUUUAAAAUAUCGCACUGUAGUACAGAAUAGAAGGCAGUGAAUAUAUUGUUUUUAUUUUGAGGUUAAAGAAAAUGAUUUUUGUCACUAGAAAAAUAUGUAUAGGUAACAAGUGUUUCAUGAAAAGAUUACCACACAAUUUUUAUUUAAAAGAGAAAAGCAUGUCUACUAAUUUAAUUCUAGGGAUCGAAACAUCCUGCGAUGAUACAGGUUGUGCUAUUAUUAAUGUUAAAGGAGAACUGAUAUCAGAGACUUUACAUUCUCAGCAUUUAAUGCAUUUGAGGAAUGGUGGUAUUAUACCAGAUGUAGCCCAAGAUCUACACAGAUCUUACAUUAAACCAAUUGUAUUAAAUACUUUGGAAAAAGCUAAUUUAACAGUUGAAGAUAUUUCAGCUAUUGCUGUCACUCUUAGACCUGGACUGCCACUGAGUCUUGCUGUGGGCAUGAAAUUCGCUAAACAAUUAGCACGACGCUAUAAAAAACCUAUAAUACCUAUUCACCACAUGGAAGCACAUGCUUUAGUUGCCAGGAUGCAUUAUAAUAUAGAUUUCCCCUUUCUUGUAUUGUUGAUAUCUGGUGGACAUUGUCUUUUAGCUGUUGUACAAGAUGUGAACAAAUUUAAACUUCUUGGAGAAAGUAUUGACUGUGCUCCUGGUGAAGUAUUUGAUAAAGUUGCAAGAAGAAUGAAACUAAGGAAUGUGCCUGAAUAUUCAAAAAUAUCAGGAGGUCAGGCAGUUGAACUUGCAGCGUCCAAAGCAACUAACCCGCAUAUGUUUAAACUGCCCUUGCCAUUGGCAGAGUAUAAAGAUUGCAAUUUUAGUUUCAAUGGAUUGAAAACUGCUGUUUUACGACAUCUUCACAGGAAAGAAAAUGAGCAUGAAAUAGUGGCAGAUAAAAUUAUACCUGAAGUAAACGAUUUAUGUGCUGCAAUGUUAUCAGCUGCAUCAAGGCAUUUAGUACACAGAACACAAAGGGCUAUGGCGUUUUGCCAGGACAAUGGACUCAUACCACCUGAUAACCAAAACUUGGUGGUGUCUGGGGGUGUUGCAUGUAACAAUUUUAUAUUUAAUGCAUUGAGUAUAUUGUGUAAUGAGUCAAAUUAUAAACUUUAUAGACCAGCAUCUAAAUUGUGUACUGAUAAUGGAAUUAUGAUAGCAUGGAAUGGAUUGGAAAAGUAUAGAAAAAACAUUGACUUGACAACAGAUUAUGAUUCAUUAGAUAUAGAAGCAACAAGUCCUUUAGGUGAAAGUUUAAUUCAUGAUGUUAUGACUGCAAAAAUACCAAUGAAGCUAAUGAAAUUAAAGUUAUAAAUAAAAUUACUUUUGUUGAUGUU
Molecule: messenger RNA, 1581 nt
Organism: Plodia interpunctella (Indianmeal moth)
Lineage: Eukaryota; Metazoa; Arthropoda; Insecta; Lepidoptera; Pyralidae
Product: tRNA N6-adenosine threonylcarbamoyltransferase, mitochondrial-like
Exons: 1
Coding region: 323-1558 (411 amino acids)
Biological process (GO): tRNA threonylcarbamoyladenosine modification
Cellular component (GO): mitochondrion
Source: RefSeq, a predicted model, not a curated record